AUUAAAAGUUAUGUUUUCCGAGUGAAAUUUAAAAUUUAUACUGCGUUUUAAUGAAUGCUCUUCAUUUGACAUUUUUUGCAAAAUAUUGUAUGUAACUAUGUACUCUAAGUACUACAGAAUCUAUGACACUUAUAAAGCAAGAUAUAAAAUAAGGGAUAAAAUUCAUGCCCCAUAAUUUUAUAUACUUUGUGCUAUCUACUCUACUACAAAAAAAAUUCUCCCUCUCUUGUUGUACAAAGCAAUAAGAAUGACGUAGCAAUGUAUUUUCAAAUUAAACAUUCAUCGUUUAGAAGGUACAGAAAACGAACCAAUGUACGUAUAGCUUAAACACGAUUUAAUUUAUUUUCGGCAAUAUUCGAAUUAUUCUCAUUUCCUCUUUGGUUUUACUGACAAACUAUGAAAGUUUUAACUGAUUUACCGUUAGUGUCAAGAUUAUCUUCGAGAGUCAUACGAAUUUUAGGAUGUAACAAAGGAAUUCUGACAUUACAAGGUACAAACACAUAUCUUGUUGGUACAGGUACUAGACGCAUAUUAAUAGAUGCAGGUGAAGAAAAAUCCUCCAAUGAGUAUACAAAAGUAUUGCGUGAAGUCUUAGAAAAAGAGAAAGCAACUAUUCAACAUUUAUUAAUUACACAUUAUCACCAUGACCAUUUAGGAGGAGUAAAUUAUGUUUUAGAUAUGUUAAAAGCAAUUGAUACCACAGGAUGCACCAGUGUGUGGAAAUUACCAAGAGCUUCUAAUGACAAAAACUCCACUAAACUUGAAAUGCAAGUUCAAUGGGAAAAUUUAAAAGAUAAGCAGAUAGUGGAAGUAGAAGGAGCUAAACUGCGUGUUGAGUAUACUCCAGGACAUGCAUCCGAUCAUGCUUGCUUUAUGCUCGAAGACGAAAAGAUACUGUUUAGUGGAGAUUGUGUUCUUGGUGAAGGUACUGUUGUUUUUGAGGAUUUAGAAGUCUACCUGGCUUCUCUGAGAAAAAUGUUGGGAAUGCAGGCAAAAAUGAUAUAUCCAGGUCAUGGACCUGUAAUAGAAGAUCCAGAAAGUGUAAUUAAUUAUUAUAUUAAGCACAGGUUAAAACGAGAGAAUGACAUUUUGGAUAUCCUGCAGCAAAAUGCAAAAGAUGAUGCAUUAUCUGAAGCAGAUAUUGCAAAACUUUUAAACAUGAACGUUUCAAAACAUUUGUGGGAAGCAGUAAUCUACAGCAUAGAGCGUCAUCUUGAGAAAUUAGUAAAAGAAGGUAAAGUGAAAGGCGAGAAAGGAAAGUGGCAAAGUAUGUAACUAAAAUGAUUUUAGCAAAUUAUUUAAUUUUAAAUUGUAAAUUGUUAAAUUAUCUAUAGUGUUUAUAAAAUGCUUGUAAAUAUUAUACAAAAGGAGAGAAUACAAUGUUCUAUUGUUUCAUGAUUUA
Bombus terrestris (buff-tailed bumblebee) is the source of this 1402-nucleotide messenger RNA. RefSeq names its product endoribonuclease LACTB2. Lineage: Eukaryota; Metazoa; Arthropoda; Insecta; Hymenoptera; Apidae. Bases 397 to 1275 code for a protein of 292 amino acids. The record is from RefSeq and is a predicted model, not a curated record. The transcript has 4 exons.